This is a messenger RNA of Onychostoma macrolepis, 1983 nucleotides long. It is a transcript of the gene cd276, whose product is annotated as CD276 molecule. The coding region runs from base 328 to 1230 and encodes 300 amino acids. The record is from RefSeq and is a predicted model, not a curated record. The transcript has 8 exons. NCBI's taxonomy places the organism in Eukaryota, Metazoa, Chordata, Actinopteri, Cypriniformes, Cyprinidae.
CCAGCGCAAGAAUGAUGUAGGAGUGGUUUCAGUCUCAGACCAGAGCAAAACCAUCGCGAGCGAACGCUAUUUCACUCAAAUCUGAUAAGAAGAAGAAGAAGAAGAAGAAGAAGCUAUUUCACUCGGCUUUACAAACAAACCAUGCGCUUUCACGCACAGCGUGUUUGAGGAAUGAGAGAGAGUCGGAUCUUCUGCUUUGUGUUCGUCUGACUUCACUGCUGGGAUGUGCCGUGAUUGAAGGAUCUGCCCUGCUGUUACACACACACUCAUUGUGGGCUCUCUCUCUCCCUCACACACACACACACACACACACACACUCGUCUCAGCAUGCUGGCUCUCCUGUUGUGUGCUCUGCUGGCUCUUCACGCUGACGCUCUUGACGUCCAUGUCCCAGAAUCCCCUGUGGUGGCUCUGUUCGGGACGGACACCGUCCUCAACUGCUCCUUCUCAGGCGUCUCAGCGUUUAACCUGUCUGACCUGAGCGUGUUCUGGCAGCUCUCGGACACCAAGCGCGCCGUCCACAGCUUCUGGCAGAGCCGCGAUCAGCUGAGCGAUCAGGAGGAGCGCUUCGCCAACCGCACCGGCCUGUUCCCAGACCAGCUCCGCUCCGGAAACGCCUCGCUGCUGCUGAGGAGAGUGCGUGUGGCGGAUGAGGGAAGCUACUCGUGUUUCGUCAGGGUUCAGACGUACAGCAGCGGAGCCAUGCUGAUGCAAGUCGCAGCUCCGUUCUCCAAGCCGCUGGUCACCUGGGGCCCGGAGUCGGCCCUGAAGCCUGGCGAUGCAGUGGCCCUCAGCUGUGUGGCGUACGGAGGUUAUCCUGAGGCAGAGGUGCUGUGGCAAGACGGAGCCGGACGCAACCUGACCGAUAACGUUACGGUCUCACAGGUGGCCAACGAGGAGGGUCUGUUCAGUGUGAAGAGCGUCCUGACCGUGAUCCUGGAGCCCAACAGCACUUACAGCUGCAGACUGAACAACCCGCUGCUGGGCGAGGAAGGACAAGCGUCCGUCACCAUCACCGCUCAGGGUCUGGUGUUUCCUCCGCUGGCGCUCUGGCUGACCGUGGCUCUGGCUGUGUGUUUGCUGGCUCUGCUGGUCGCUCUGGCCGCCGUCUGCCGCAGGAAGAUCAGAGAGAGCUGUGAGGAGAUGAGAGCCGAGGAAGAAGCGAAAGAACUUGAGGAAGCCAAAGAAUUAGAAGAAGCCAAAUCAGCUGCAACACCUCUAAAGAGCUAAAGUUGGAGACCACAGGUCGAGGCCGGACCGUCCGUGAUUGACAUGAGCAGAAACCUUCCGUCCGAUCCAGCAUCAUUUCAUAAGGGAUUCACACUCACGUGUUUCACGCACAGAUAGUACACCUUUACAUUUUGCCGUUUCACUUCAUUGAUUAAAGCUCCUCUUUCACAUUCCCCGCUCGUUCCUAAACACCAUCAGGAGCGAUAAACUCAUCCCGUCCUCGUGUGUUUCACGUGUUAAAGGGAAAUCAUCUUGAGGAGCACUGGGUCUGACAGGCUCUCGCUGACACCAGCGCCGCAUCAGGACAGAUGCUCGGACCUAAUGGAAAGUGAGUGGUUUAAGAAAGCGUCAGCGGCGCUCGCUUUUCCCACCCGCUCCGUCCCGGCCUAAUUAAUGCCUGCCCGGGAACUAACUUGUAGCUGUCAGCGUCUGCCGGCUCCGCAGAAAUCCAAUAACUUCAGGGAGCAAUUUGUGUGGAACACCAGCGAAGCUCCAGCAAACUCCAAAUGGUGCGUGAGACACAACCAACGUCCGUCUGAGAGACUCUGUCGACUCAAACACAGCCAGCUGCGGCUGAUCAGCUGUUGCAAUUUGAAAUCCUGUUUGUUUGUUUGUUUUUUUUAAUAAUGUUGUCAGGUACUUUGAAUAUUGCAUAUAUUGGAAUUCGAAAUGUGUCAAAAUAAUCAGAGGCCUUACUGCAAACAUGUUGUGCCUGUCUUUUAUUACAUUUAGAAAUUAAAAUGGUUUUCACUC